Arachis ipaensis is the source of this 1834-nucleotide messenger RNA. Its product is annotated as class V chitinase-like. Gene Ontology annotation, biological process: chitin catabolic process; carbohydrate metabolic process. Gene Ontology annotation, molecular function: chitinase activity; chitin binding. Lineage: Eukaryota; Viridiplantae; Streptophyta; Magnoliopsida; Fabales; Fabaceae. The record is from RefSeq and is a predicted model, not a curated record. Gene Ontology annotation, cellular component: extracellular region.
CCAAUACUCUCUCACUUUCCAUCUUCACAAUCCUUGUGUUGAUGCUGCAACUCGAUUUCUUCUCAUCAAAUGCAGAAGCUGCAGGAGUGAAAGGAGGGUACUGGUAUUAUGACAGUGGUCUUGAUGCUUCAGCCAUUGAUUCCUCUUACUUCACACAUCUCUUCUGUGCUUUUGCAGAUUUAGAUUCAAACACCAACAAGAUCACAUUACCUUCAUCCACCUUCUCAACCUUCACACAAACCGUUCAGAAAAAGAACCCUGCAGUGAAAACCCUUCUCUCCAUAGGAGGAGGUGGAGGUCCUACUUUAGCAUCAAAGUUUUCUACAAUGGCUACACAGAACAGCUCCCGCAAGACCUUCAUAGACUCUUCGAUUCAAGUAGCAAGAGCAAAUAACUUCCAUGGCCUUGAUCUUGAUUGGGAGUACCCUAACUCAAACACAGACAAGACCAACCUUGGUUUUCUCCUCAAUGAGUGGAGAGCAGCCAUUAAACAAGAAGCUAGAAUCUCAGGAAAAACACAACUUUUGUUGUCUGGUGCAGUUUCUGGCUCUAACCAGAUAUCACCAUUGCAAUAUUACCCUGCUCAAGGUAUCACCAACAACAUGGAUUGGAUCAACGUUAUGGUCUAUGAUCUUUUCAUUCCAGAUGGGUAUAGAAACUCAACACAGCCACCAGCACCGUUGUACAAUCCAAGUGGAAUAUUCAGUGGAUCUGAAGGAAUCAAUGUUUCAUGGAUUAACCAGCUUAAAGUUCCACCCAACAAACUAGCAAUUGGGUUACCCUUUUAUGGUUAUGCAUGGACUUUGGUGAAUGCUAAUGUUCAUGGAUUGUUUGCGGGUGCUAAUGGUGCUGGUUCAAUUCCUUCUGGAGGUUCAACUCCUGUGUAUAGGGAUAUCAGGAGUUUCAUAAAUAAUGGGGCACAAACUGUGUAUAAUUCAACUUAUGUGACGAAUUAUUGUUAUUCUGGAACUACUUGGGUUGGUUAUGAUGAUACUCAGAGUGUUUCUGCUAAGGUUAGUUAUGCUAAGAGCAUUGGAUUGAUUGGAUAUUUUGCAUGGCAAGUUGGUGGGGACGAUAAUAAUUGGACACUUUCCAAAACUGCUUCUAGUAUUUGGGGACCUUAAGAACGAAGGCCACGGCUCAUCAGAUCAGGGGACAGGGCCUAACUGAUGUAAGCUAUAACAAAGGCCAGGCGAGGGAAAAUAAAUAAGUAAAUAAAUGUUUCUAUUUCUUAAUGUUAAAGGUGGACAAUGUUAUAUCAAACAUAUAAAUAAAGGAUUCCCCUAAUGAAAUAUGCAUACAAUCCCUACAAUGGGCUCUUUAUUAGGCCCAAAUUGAAAUUAAAGCUGAAAAUUAAUUCUAAUCCUAUUAUAGCUGUUUACUUUAAUACACUACCAAGUUUUUGCUAUUUCCACUUUUUUCCCAAAUUCCCAAUCCCUUUUGUUACGCUGUUUCUCCUCCCUCCUCUCACUCAAACCCUCCCAAUUCGCUGCAGAGCCCCUUGACGGCGCUAGAACCCUGAGCCCCGCAACCUGCAACCGAGGAAGGUCACAGGUGAACGCAAGCGACCUGUGCGUUGCCCUCAAGCUCGGCGCCGUCGCUGAACAUCUGGCCUUCACUGCAACCUAGUUGCCGGGCGAGACGCUGCCGAUCAGAACUGCCGCCAGGGUAUUGGAUGUUUGGUGUUCAUGAUAGAUUUUUGGUGUUCAUGAUAUAUUUUUUUUGUCCCUUUAAUUGGAUGAAAACUGUAGUAAGUAAUCAGAUUGUUAGUUUUCACAUUCACAUGUAUCCAUGCUUAUUAUAGUUUUUAUUUUAUUUAGAUGUUUUUCUUUUU